AUGCCCCGACCACGGCUCGAGUCGCUGCUGUCGUCCUUCCCGCGCCUCGUCUCGCCCACAUCCGAGCACACCGUCGUCGAGUCGUCCGGCGUGCGCUUCGUCUACACCCCGCUCGAAGACCUCUACGUCGUCCUCAUCACGAAUACCCAGUCCAACAUCCUCCUCGACCUCUCGACCCUCUCGCUCAUCACCCGCAUCGCGACGGAACUCGGCAGCGGAGGACGUGGCGGAGCGAUCAACGAGCUCGACGUGAUGAGGGUCAACUUUGAGAUCCUCAGCGCAUGGGACGAGGUCAUCAGCCUCGGCUGGCGGGAGAACGUCAACCUGCAGCAGGUUCGCAACAUCCUCGAAAUGGAGUCGCACGAGGAGAAGAUUCAGGAGAUCAUCGCACGAAACAAGGAGCACGAGGCCAAGGAGGAGCUCAAGCGUCGCGCUCGCCAGCUCGAGAUGCAGCGCCGCGAGAUGACCCGCCGCGGCCAGAACCCCUACGCCAACCCUUCCGCUCCCAGCUACUCCUCCGUUCCCUCCUACAACAACGCCCCUUCCUCCGCUCCCUCCUACUCCGCCGCCUCGCCUUACGACUCUCCUGCAUCCUCGACUCCCACUGCUGCCAAGCCCUUCAAGGGCAAGGGAAUGCAGCUCGGCGCGGCCAAGGGGCGGAAGAAGGACGACGACCUUGCGGCGGCGCUCGGAGGGCUGCAGGUAGACGACAGCGAUUUGCCGCUGUUGCAGCACCAGCAACACCAGCAGGCGCAGCAGGAGGAACAGCAGCAUGUCGCGCAGCAGUACCAGACAGUCGCGCCUCCACGUCCCGCAAAGAACGCCAACCCCUUCGGCGACGUUGCGCAGGCAGACGUCCACCUCGUCGUCCGAGAAACGCUCUCGCUCGCCCUGAACCGGGACGGCGGUGUCGACUCACUCUCGCUCAAGGGCGACCUCGACCUCCGCAUCAACGCGCCCGACUACUCGACCGUCGUCCUCCGCCUCCCUUCGCCGUCCUCGGGCGCGUACACCAAGUCGAACGACUUGCAGUUCAAGACGCACCCGAACGUCGACAAGAACGCGUGGACGCAGCGAGGCGAGAUCCGGCUGAAGGAGGGCAAGAAGGGUUUCCCGGUUGGACAGGGCCUCGGCGUUUUGAAGUGGAGGAUGACGGGGACGGACGAGAGCAUCGUGCCCAUUUCGAUCAACUGCUGGCCGUCUGCUGAUGCCGGGUCAACCACCGUCAACCUCGAGUACGAGCUCGAAAACACCGCCCUCUCGCUUCACAACGUCGUCAUCUCGAUUCCCCUUUCUCCUGGGGCCAUACCGAGCAUCUCGGAGGCGCCCGCGCACGGCUCGUACGCGGUCAACUCCGGACACCUCGAGUGGACGAUCGACGAGGUCAGCGAGGCGGCUGGCACCGGCAGCGGCAGUCUCGAGUUCGAGUUUGAUGCCGAGGACGCAGAUGCGUGUUUCCCCGUCGAGGUCGACUUUGUCAGCCAAAAGGGUAUCUGCGGAGUCGAGGUCCUCGGCGUCACCAACCCGGCUGAUGGCGACUCGUCCGUCGACUACUCGCUCGACUCGCUCCUCGGCAUUGACCGCUACGAGGUUGUCUGA
This is a messenger RNA of Rhodotorula toruloides NP11, 1599 nucleotides long. RefSeq names its product coatomer protein complex, subunit delta. Gene Ontology annotation, cellular component: cytosol; COPI vesicle coat. Gene Ontology annotation, biological process: retrograde vesicle-mediated transport, Golgi to endoplasmic reticulum; Golgi localization; endoplasmic reticulum to Golgi vesicle-mediated transport. Bases 1 to 1599 code for a protein of 532 amino acids. NCBI's taxonomy places the organism in Eukaryota, Fungi, Basidiomycota, Microbotryomycetes, Sporidiobolales, Sporidiobolaceae. The record is from RefSeq and is a predicted model, not a curated record. The transcript is spliced from 5 exons.